AUGGGAGACUACGGCCCCUCGGCCCCGCCCCUCCACUCCACCCCCGUGGGCAAUCCCUCGCACCCCGCGCCCAGUGCCAACGAGAUCUCUGUGCUGGUAACGGGAUUUGGCCCCUUUAAAACCAACCUCGUCAACGCCUCCUACCUGAUCGCCUCCUCUCUCCCGCCCUCCUUCACCUUCCCGUCCCCAAAGUUCAAGGAAGCAGGCGAAGGUGAAGUCGAACAGGAAGAUGAGGUAGAGCGCCGCAUCUCCCUCCAUGUGCAUCCAUUUCCCAUCCCCGUCGCCUACGCGACCGUCCGGGAGAUGCUCCCUGUCAUCCUGGAGCAGUACGCGGCGGCGCACGACGGACGGCGGCCUGACCUGAUAAUCCACAUCGGCAUCGCCUCGCCAAGACCCUACUACUCCGUCGAGACGCUCGCACACCGCGACGACUACAACAUCACUGAUAUCGAAGGCCGCAGCGGGUACGAGGACGGUGAGAAGCGGUGGAGGGAGAUGGGACUGCCCCCUGUCCUCUCCCCCGGCCUCGCGAUGGAAGAAAAUGAGGAUAACAACUCAACGGGCACUGAUGUCACCAGCACUGGCAUUAGCAUUAGCGCCAGCGCCAAAACCCGGCUCGCAAUCCCAUACCCACCUGACGACCACUUCCUACAGAUGUGGAAAUCGCUGGCCCCGGAAAACCUGGAUCUGCGCAUCUCGCAGGAUCCCGGGCACUACCUGUGCGACUUUAUUUUCUACACGAGCCUGUCCCUGGCCAAGCAGCAGGGUGCGGAUCGCAACACGCUCUUCCUUCACGUCCCCGGGGCAUCGGAGGAUGCAGAUAUCGAGCGUGGUCGGGAAAUUGCGCUCGCGCUGAUCAAGACGAUGGUCACCUGCUGGAUUGAUGAGAAGCGUGAGGUUCCUCCAUGA
Messenger RNA from Penicillium canariense, 909 nucleotides. Its product is annotated as putative pyroglutamyl peptidase type I. The record is from RefSeq and is a predicted model, not a curated record. Gene Ontology annotation, biological process: proteolysis. Bases 1 to 909 code for a protein of 302 amino acids. NCBI's taxonomy places the organism in Eukaryota, Fungi, Ascomycota, Eurotiomycetes, Eurotiales, Aspergillaceae. The transcript has 2 exons.